Molecule: messenger RNA, 798 nt
Organism: Aspergillus homomorphus CBS 101889
Lineage: Eukaryota; Fungi; Ascomycota; Eurotiomycetes; Eurotiales; Aspergillaceae
Product: trans-aconitate 2-methyltransferase
Exons: 1
Coding region: 1-798 (265 amino acids)
Molecular function (GO): trans-aconitate 2-methyltransferase activity
Source: RefSeq, a predicted model, not a curated record
AUGUCUUCUCAGACCACCAACAACCGCUCCGACUGGAGUGCGUCACAGUACUUGAAAUUCGAGGACGAACGGACUCGACCUGCUCGGGACCUUCUCUCGCAGGUCCCUAUCCAAAACCCCAAAAUUGUCGUGGAUCUCGGCUGCGGACCAGGCAACUCCACCGCCGUUCUCGAGGCCAGGUAUCCCGAGGCCCACAUCGAGGGGAUUGACUCCUCGCCGGACAUGAUUCAGAAGGCUAGAUCAGUCCUCCCGAGUCGGGACUUUUCUGUUCAGGAUCUGGAAUCCUAUGCCCCCGCGCAGCCCGUGGAUCUAUUCUACUCCAAUGCCGUGUUGCACUGGCUGAAGGCACCAACCCGGCUGAGGGUGAUUCAGAAUCUGAUCAAGUCCCAGCCAUCCGGUGGUGUUUUUGCCUUCCAGGUCCCGGAUAACCUGUCCGAGCCUUCGCAUGCUCUGGUGAGGGAAACUGCCGAGCAGGGUCCUUGGGCUGGUGCUUUGCGGGACAUGGACCGCGAUCCCUUCCAGUCCCCGCAGGAGAUCUAUGAUGCGCUCAAGCCGCUGUGUUCGACUGUGAAUAUCGUGAAGACAGAAUAUUACCACCCCCUGGCAGACCACAAGGCAGUCAUAGAGUGGGUCAAGGGGACUGGUUUGCGACCCUAUCUCGACCCGUUGACAUCAGCGGAUAAAGAGUCGUUCCUGGAUAGGUACUUGAAAGCAUUGAAGAAGGCGUACCCCAUCUCCGUGGAUGGGAAGGUCCUGCUUCGUUACCCUCGGCUAUUUGUGGUGGCUGUCAAGGAAUAA